AUGCCAGUUGGAGUGCGUCAGCUACUGGUUCAAGUGCAGCACCAAUUGUUUGACUUUGGGGGCGAAUUGGCCAUGCCUGGCCAUGCACUGCUAAAUAUCGACGCGCUAAAGGCCUUGGACCUAGCCUUACAAGAAUACAACGCCCGUUUGCCCGCCUUGCAAGAGUUUAUCCUCCCCGCCGGAGUGCGCAGCGUCUGCCUGGCGCAUGUCUGCCGCACGGUGGCUCGCCGCGCCGAGCGUAGCCUGGUGGCUUUGGUGCAAACGCAGCCUGUGCGCCCAGAAUUGUUACAAUACCUCAACCGUUUGAGCGAUUUGUUUUUUGUGCUGGCGCGAACAUUCUCUCAGGAGCACGAAGGUGCUGAAGUGUUUUGGCAGAGUCAAAGGCUUGCAAUGCAAGAUAAUAAAAAAUAA
This is a messenger RNA of Darwinula stevensoni, 411 nucleotides long. The record is from the annotation of a GenBank genome assembly. Lineage: Eukaryota; Metazoa; Arthropoda; Ostracoda; Podocopida; Darwinulidae.